Molecule: messenger RNA, 1185 nt
Organism: Eremothecium cymbalariae DBVPG#7215
Lineage: Eukaryota; Fungi; Ascomycota; Saccharomycetes; Saccharomycetales; Saccharomycetaceae
Gene: HAT1
Product: histone acetyltransferase catalytic subunit HAT1
Exons: 1
Coding region: 1-1185 (394 amino acids)
Biological process (GO): subtelomeric heterochromatin formation
Cellular component (GO): nucleus
Molecular function (GO): histone H4 acetyltransferase activity; histone binding
Source: RefSeq, a predicted model, not a curated record
AUGGCGGUCGAUUUAAAGCCGGAAAAUUGGACUGUAUCUAGUACUGAGGCUUUGAAGUUAUCUUUGGUUGAUGAUAAUGGUGCAAUUCAGUUCAGACCUACUUUUACUUACCCAAUUUUUGGUGACUCUGAACAGAUUUUCGGAUAUCAGAAUCUGAGCAUCUGUUUGGCGUUUGAUUCUGUUACUUUUAAACCUUUUAUUAAUGCCAAAUAUGAUAAAAUGAUGGAUGAUAUUGAUGAUGUUCAGGAAAAGCUAUUGAAUUUCUUACCUGAAGAAGAUGUAGUUAUUAAGGACGAGGUUAGAUGGGUUGAUAAAUUUCAAAAAGAGAGAGAAAGCUUUACGUUACCUGAUGAUGAAUUGAAGAUUGCAGAAUAUUCAUCAGACGGAGAACAAUAUGCCGUAUAUCAAACCAAGCUAUCUGAUGAUCCCAUUAGAAAACUUCACAAGCGUAUGCAGAUCUUUACCUUGUUGUUCAUCGAAUCUGCGUCAUAUAUUGAUGAAGAAGAUAAUUCUUGGGAUAUCUUUAUUUCUUUUAAGAAGUCGACGAAGCAAUGUAUUGGUUACGCUACAGCAUAUAAAUACUGGAGAUAUAUCAAUGGAACCCAAUUCGAUGCUUCUGAGAUACUAGCGAAAAGAGCUAAAAUUUCUCAAUUCAUUAUAUUUCCUCCAUACCAAUCUAGGAACCACGGUUCCCACUUAUACAAUGCAGUUGUUAAUUUGUGGUUAAAAACCCCAGAAAUAACGGAAAUAACAAUUGAGGAUCCAAACGAAUCUUUCGAUGACUUAAGAGACAGAAAUGACCUUCAAAGGUUAUACACAGCAGGAUUUUUCAAAACUAUUCCUGAUGAACUGCCAAUAUCAAAAAAAUGGCUAGAAGAAAAGAUGAGUGAGUAUAAGUUGGAGAGAAGGCAAUUUGUCCGUCUAGUUGAGAUGAUCUUAUUGCAUAAAAAAUCAUCAAAUUUCAGACUACAAGUUAAGAAUAGACUAUACGAAAAGAACUAUGAAGUUUUGGCCAAUAUGGAUGAUAGCACUAUAAAAGAUAAGCUCCAGACUGCAUUCCAAUUAGUAAAGGAUGAUUACGAACGUAUACUUCAAACAGUUAAAUUCGAGAAACGUGAAAUAGUUGAUGAUUUUAACACGAAUAUCGUAAAGAAACAAAAAUUAAAAACGGAGACAAAAUUAUGA